AUGACUGGUACUGAUUUUUAUUGGGCUGAAUUGUAUGUUCUAUUUGAACAUGCAGCUGGCUAUGCCUUAUUUCGUAUCAGAAGAUUUGAGGAAAACCAGCUGCCACCAAUCGGAAAAAGUAUCACCGACAUUGGUAAAUUUAUGAAUGUGGCUGACCUUAUUUCAUUUCAACCUUUUAAAAACGGAAGAGAUGCUUUACAAAAUAUAAAUAGCAUUUCAGAAGGGAUUUUGCAUCCUCAGCUGCAAGUGUUUUUAGAGAAUAAUGUUCCAAAAUCCAAAAAGAAACGCCCUAUCACUCUAGGUGUUGCAGAUUCUAAAAUUGCUGCUGCUAUAACUGAAAGCCUGGGAUUCAGUUGCUUAAUUUCAGGUGUUGUUCCAGAAAUAUUAAGAGGUAUCCGUCAUCAUUUUCACAAGCUUGUAAAAGGCUUUAAAGAUCUGCAUGCUGCAAACAAGACGCAGUUAGGCUUGGGUCAUCAUUAUUCAAGAGCACGAGUGAAGUUCAAUGUAAAUAGAAUCGAUAAUAUGAUUAUUCAGACUAUUAAUAUUGUGGAUCAAUUAGAUAAAGAUAUAAAUGCUUUUGCUAUGAGAGUUAGAGAAUGGUAUUCACAUCAUUUCCCAGAGCUGAUUAGAGUAGUUCCUGAGAAUCAUCUAUAUGUAAAAUGUGUCAGAGUUAUAAAUGAUCGGAAAAACAUGUCUGAAAAUGUUGAGGAAGAAUUAGAAAAAAUACUAAUGGAUUCUGCAAAAGUACAUGACAUUAUGGAACUUGCUCGUAGCUCAAUGGGCAUGGAAAUAUCUCCAUUAGAUAUGGAAAUUGUUACCGUUUUUGCUGAAAGAAUCGGUUCUCUCAUGGAAGAAAGGAAGCAGUUGGUAGAAUAUUUAAAAUCCAAAAUGCAUAGCGUUGCACCUAAUCUUGCAACUUUAAUCGGUGACAUGGUUGGUGCAAGACUUAUUGCUCAAGCUGGUAGUUUGAUAAAUUUGGCAAAAUUUCCAGCAUCAACUGUUCAAAUUCUUGGUGCAGAAAAAGCAUUAUUCAGAGCCCUAAAAACUAGAGGAAACACUCCUAAGUAUGGCUUGAUUUAUCACUCAACAUUCAUAGGAAGGGCUGGUAAAACGAAUAAAGGAAGAAUAUCUCGGUACUUAGCAAGUAAAUGUUCUAUUGCUUCACGAAUUGAUUGCUUCCGAGAUGUACCCACUGAAAAGUUUGGAGAAAAACUGCGCCAACAAGUUGAAGAUCGCUUAAAGUUUUAUGACACUGGAGAAAUACCUGCAAAAAAUUGUGAUGUUAUGAAAGAUGCUUUAGAAGAAAUAAAAGAUAAGGAGGACCUAGAUGAAGCAGAACUGAAGAGGAUAAAAAAAGAAAAGAACGCAAAGAAAAGGGCAGCACUAAUGAUGGAUAAGGAGGACCUAGAUGAAGCAGAACUGAAGAGAAUAAAAAAAGAAAAGAAGAAAGCAAAGAAAAGGGCAGCACUUAUGAUGCUGUAAAGAAUGGAUGCCAAAAAGAGAUUUCCUUCUGGACAUAAUCUGACUUUAAACACCAGAAAGAAAGAAAAAAAGUGCCAAAAAUGUGGAUUUGUUACGUUUUAUCUGCGUGUGUUAUAUAAGCACAGGAUUAAAUGUGUUGGGAAAUUAAUAGGUUCUCCUAUUGCAUGUUGCUAUUGCAAAAGAAAAUUCAUUUUUUUCAAUUCUUUUAAGCACCAUAAACAGACC
Uloborus diversus is the source of this 1707-nucleotide messenger RNA. Its product is annotated as nucleolar protein 56-like. The record is from RefSeq and is a predicted model, not a curated record. NCBI's taxonomy places the organism in Eukaryota, Metazoa, Arthropoda, Arachnida, Araneae, Uloboridae. The coding region runs from base 1 to 1482 and encodes 493 amino acids. Gene Ontology annotation, molecular function: snoRNA binding. The transcript has 12 exons. Gene Ontology annotation, cellular component: box C/D methylation guide snoRNP complex; small-subunit processome.